AUGGAGAAUGACCAGUCUCCCACCUCAUCUGGGCAGGACAUCCAGGGGCAGAGCGGGGACAAACCUGCUCCUGGCUCACAGCCUGCUGCUGGAGCCCCUGUGGAGCAGCCGGGUGCCCAGCCUGGAGCAGCCGUAUGUGACAUCUCAGAGGAGCUGAGCCGGCAGCUGGAGGACAUUAUUAAAACCUAUGGCUCUGCCACGAGCCUGAUGGAGAAGGAAAGCGCUGCUACGGGAACAGACAAGGCUGAGAAGGGAGAGACAGGCAGUGUGGAGGAUGCAGAGUAUGAAGAUGCAAACGAAGAGAGUGAGAAAGAGAAGCUGGCUCCUGGGGAUGCUUCCAGAGCAAAGGAGCCCAGUGGCAGCAAGGAACAAAAGCUGGAAAAGAAAAUCCUGAAAGGUCUAGGGAAGGAAGCCACCCUACUGAUGCAAAGCUUGAACAAGCUGAAUACUCCAGAGGAGAAGCUGGACCUGUUAUUUAAGAAGUAUGCUGAGCUGCUUGAAGAACAUCGUGCUGAGCAGAAGAAGCUCAAGUACCUGCAGAAGAGGCAGGCCCAGAUCACCAAGGAAAAGGACCAGCUGCAGAGUGAGCACAGCCGUGCCAUCCUCGCCCGCAGCAAGCUCGAGAGCCUGUGCCGGGAGCUCCAGAGGCACAACAAAAACCUCAAGGAGGAAACCAUUCAGCGGGCAAGGGAGGAAGAUGAGAAGAGGAAAGAAAUAACUAACCAUUUCCAGGGCACACUGAGUGAAAUCCAGGCUCAGAUCGAGCAGCAAAGCGAGAGGAACAUGAAGCUCUGCCAGGAGAACUCAGAGCUGGCAGAGAAGCUGAAAAGCAUCAUUGACCAGUAUGAGCUGAGGGAAGAGCACCUUGAUAAAAUAUUUAAGCACAGAGAACUUCAACAGAAACUGGUGGAUGCCAAGUUGGAGCAGUCUCAGGAAAUGAUGAAGGAAGCCGAGGAGCGACAUCAGAAAGAAAAGGAAUACCUCCUGAACCAAGCUGCAGAAUGGAAGCUCCAGGCCAAAAUGUUAAAGGAGCAAGAGACUGUCCUGCAGGCACAGAUCACUCUCUACUCUGAAAGAUUUGAAGAAUUUCAGAAAACAUUGACCAAAAGCAAUGAAGUGUUUGCCACUUUCAAACAGGAGAUGGAGAAAAUGACAAAGAAAAUGAAGAAGUUGGAAAAGGAUACUGCUACAUGGAAAUCCAGGUUUGAGAACUGUAACAGAGCAUUACUGGACAUGAUUGAAGAGAAAGCCAUGAGGUCCAAGGAAUAUGAGUGCUUUGUGCUGAAAAUCCAGAGGCUAGAGAACCUUUGCCGGGCUCUGCAGGAAGAGAGAAAUGAAUUGUACAAAAGAAUAAAGCAAGCACAGUUCCCUGAAGAGGUGAAUGGAAAUGGCAUCUUAGAAGAAGAGGAAGAAGAUGCUGAUACAAGCCCUUCCUCCUCUGAGCAGGCGAGCAUUGAGCUGUGCGCCACUGACACCAGUGUGCUGAAGGAGCUGGCUGAAGCUUUCAGGGUGUCCCACAAGGUUGAGGAGUCCCUCCCAAGCAACAGCAGCAAUCCAGAGACCUGUGAUGCUCAAACAUGUAAUGCUGUCCCAGUGCCAGAGCUCCCCUCUCCUCUAACCCCAUGGCCAGAGGCCGGGAAUUGCUGUGAGCAGCCCAGCACCAGCACACCAACACCCACUGAACAUGUGCCAGCACCCACUGGGAGCACACCAGCACCCACUGAAAAUAUGACAACACCCACCGAGAACAUGCCAAAGCCCACCAAAAGUGUGCCUGCACUCCCAGAAAGGGUGCCAACACCCUCAGAAAGUGCACCAAUACCUCCUGUGAGCGUGGCAGUACCCACUGGGAAUAUGUCCAAACCCACUGAAAGCAUGCCAGCAACCCUCGGAAAUGUGCCAACACCCCCACAAAACGUGCCCACUCCCCUUGGGAAUAUGCCAGUACCCACAAAAAGUUCACCAAAAACUGCAGAAUGUGUGGAUGACCCAGCAGAGCCAUCUGUCCAUGGUCAGUCCGCAGAGCAAACAGGGGACACCGACAUGGAAGCAGUGGAUUGA
Pterocles gutturalis (yellow-throated sandgrouse) is the source of this 2061-nucleotide messenger RNA. RefSeq names its product taxilin beta (gene TXLNB). The record is from RefSeq and is a predicted model, not a curated record. Gene Ontology annotation, molecular function: syntaxin binding. The coding region runs from base 1 to 2061 and encodes 686 amino acids. The transcript has 9 exons. Lineage: Eukaryota; Metazoa; Chordata; Aves; Pterocliformes; Pteroclidae.